AUGUCGGAAGAAGAAAAGUUGUUAAAGGAAGCGAAGAAAUUGCCAUGGGAAGAUCGGUUGUUACACAAGAAUUGGAAAGUUAGAAGCGAAGCCAAUAUCGACUUGGCUUCUCUUUGUGGCUCGAUUUCCGAUCCUAAAGACUCCAGGCUUCGUGAAUUCGCUCCGUUGUUUAGGAAAACGGUUGCGGAUUCGAAUGCGCCAGUGCAGGAGAAAGCGCUUGACUCUUUGAUUGCGUUUUUGCGAGCUGCGGAUGCUGAUGCCGGAAGGUAUGCGAAAGAAGUGUGUGAUGCGAUUGUGGCGAAGUGUCUUACGGGCAGACCGAAGACUGUGGAGAAAGCGCAGGCGGCGUUUAUGUUGUGGGUGGAAUUGGAAGCUGUGGAUGUUUUCUUGGAUGCAAUGGAGAAAGCAAUUAAGAACAAAGUUGCCAAAGCUGUGGUACCCGCAAUAGAUGUCAUGUUUCAAGCCUUAAGUGAAUUUGGAGCCAAAGUUGUUCCCCCAAAGAGGAUUUUAAAGAUGCUUCCAGAAUUGUUUGACCACCAGGAUCAAAAUGUUCGUGCAUCAUCUAAAGGACUGACUCUCGAGCUUUGUCGGUGGAUCGGAAAGGACCCUGUGAAAUCAAUUCUGUUUGAGAAGAUGCGAGAUACAAUGAAAAAAGAAUUGGAGGCUGAGCUUGUUAAUGUUUCAGGAACAGCUAAGCCAUCCCGCAAGAUUAGAUCUGAGCAAGACAAGGAGCCGGAGCCAGAAAGUGUAUCAGAAGUUGUGGGUCCUGGUCAGUCUGAAGAAGUUGCAGCUGAUGCUCCUCAAGAAAUAGAUGAGUAUGACCUUAUGGACCCGGUUGAUAUUUUGGGUCCUUUGGAGAAGUCUGGAUUUUGGGAUGGAGUGAAAGCUGCCAAAUGGUCAGAAAGAAAAGAGGCUGUUGCACAGCUGACGAAGCUUGCUUCCACAAAGAGGAUAGCACCUGGUGAUUUCUCUGAAGUUUGUCGGACAUUGAAGAAGCUUAUUACAGAUGUGAACAUUGCUGUUGCAGUGGAAGCCAUACAAGCUCUUGGCAACCUUGCGCGUGGUCUACGAACCCAUUUCUCUGGGAGCUCUCGGUUCUUGUUGCCUGUUUUGCUUACACUAAUGCUUUUCACACCUUGUCUACCUGGGUGUGUUGAACUGGUCCACAUGUUUGGAUCUUGUGUGAUGAAUGAGCUAUAUGUCAAAACGGCAGUGAAAAAUAAAGUUCCUCUUGUGCGCUCAUUAACUUUAAACUGGGUGACGUUCUGUAUUGAAACAAGUAAUAAGGCUGUUAUUCUGAAGGUGCAUAAGGAUUAUGUCCCUAUGUGUAUGGAGUGCCUCAAUGAUGGGACUCCUGAUGUGAGGGAUUCUGCCUUUUUAGUGCUAGCAGCAGUAGCUAAGUCGGUUGGCAUGAGGCCUUUGGAGAGGUCACUGGAGAAACUUGAUGAUGUGAGAAGAAAAAAGCUUUCUGAAAUGAUAGCAGGUUCAGGAGAUGGUGUGCCAGCUGUAGCAACCUCAGGUACAUUUCAUACUGUUCGUGGAAGUAUGUCAUCUGUAGAGGCAUCGGGAAGUUCAUUUGUUAAAAAGUCGGCGGCAAGCAUGCUUUCUGGGAAGAGGCCUGCUCCAACAGCUCCUGCUAACAAAAAGGCAGCCCCUACAAAAUCAGGGGCUAGCAAGAAAGGAGAUGGAGCUGGGCGGGCAGAAACUUCUAGAGCACUUGAACCACCUGAGGAUGUUGAGCCAGGAGAGAUGAGUCUUGAAGAAAUUGAAACCCGAUUAGGUUCUCUUAUUCAAGGAGAUGUUGUUUCCCAACUGAAGAGUGCAGUGUGGAAAGAGCGGUUGGAAGCAAUAUCCUCAUUGAAACAACAGGUGGAGGGGUUGCAGAAAAUUGAUCAAUCUGUGGAGAUUUUGAUUCGUUUACUCUGCACUAUUCCUGGCUGGAAUGAGAAAAAUGUUCAGGUUCAGCAGCAGGUCAUUGAAGUCGUUACUUACCUCGCUUCAACUGCAUCAAAAUUUCCAAAGAAAUGCGUGGUGCUCUGCCUUCUAGGUAUAAGUGAGCGGGUAGCAGAUAUUAAAACCCGAGCUCAUGCCAUGAAGUGCCUUACCACUUUCUCUGAAGCAGUAGGUCCAGGAUUUGUAUUUGACCGACUUUACAAAAUUAUGAAAGAGCACAAGAAUCCAAAGGUCCUUAGUGAGGGAAUGCUCUGGAUGGUUUCAGCAGUUGAUGACUUUGGGGUGUCACAUUUGAAGCUUAAGUUGCGUUUUUUAAGGAGAGAUGUGAAUAUUAUCUUGCAGGAUUUAAUUGAUUUCUGUAAAGAUACUGGGCUACAGUCCAGUGUUGCUGCUAGCAGAAAUGCAACUAUCAAACUUUUGGGUGCUUUACAUAAGUUUGUUGGUCCAGAUAUUAAAGGGUUUCUUGCUGAUGUCAAACCUGCACUGCUUAGUGCACUUGAUGCAGAGUAUGAAAAAAAUCCAUUUGAGGGUGGUGCUGCCGUUGCAAAGAGAACAGUUAGGACAUCAGAAUCCACUGCUUCUGUUUCUGCAGGUGGGCUGGAUGGCCUGCCACGUGAAGACAUUAGUGGAAAGAUAACACCUACUCUGAUAAAGAGUUUGGAAAGUCCCGAUUGGAAGGUUCGACUGGAGUCUAUUGAAAUUGUCAAUAAAAUUUUAGAGGAGGCUAAUAAACGCAUUCAACCAGCUGGAACUGGUGAAUUAUUUGGUGCUCUUAGAGGGCGUCUAUAUGACAGCAAUAAAAAUUUAAUCAUGACAGCUUUGACAACCAUUGGUGGUGUUGCUUCUGCUAUGGGACUACCGGUUGAGAAGUCGAGCAAGGGAGUUCUGGCAGAUAUUUUGAAAUGUCUUGGGGAUAAUAAGAAACAUAUGAGGGAAUGCACUUUGAAUACUUUAGAUACUUGGGUUGCUGCUGUUCAUCUUGAUAAAAUGAUUCCUUACAUCACAGCAGCUUUGAUAGAAACUAAGCUUGGUGCUGAAGGCCGCAAGGAUCUUUUUGAUUGGCUGUCAAAGCAACUUUCUGGAUUAAGCGAGUUUUCUGAUGCCAUACAUUUGCUGAAACCAGCCAGCUCUGCUAUGACGGAUAAAUCAGCAGAUGUUAGGAAAGCAGCUGAAGCAUGCAUCUCUGAGAUUUUGAGAGUGUGUGGGCAAGAAAUGAUUGAGAAGAAUCUGAGAGAUAUUAAUGGGCCAGCCUUGGCUCUUGUUCUUGAACGAGUGAGGCCUGCUGGUGGUUUUCAAGGUCUGUCCUUGGGUAACUUGGAUGACUUCUUUGUGUCUGUUUUUGCGUGCAUGCACAUGCCUCCUGUUUUGAGAUUGCUUAUUGAAAUUUGUCAUGGCUUAUCAGAAUCAUUUGAAUCAACAAAAACAAUUUCCAUGGGGCCAUCAUCCAAAACAAACUCAAAGGUUGGAAAAGCUGCUUCCAAUGGCAUCUCUAAGCAUGCAAAUAGAUCUAUAUCUUCGAGAGUCGUACCAGCGAAAGGGUCAAAGCCAGAACCAACUAUGUCUUUUCAGGACAGGGCUGUUCAAUCGCAAGCAUUAUUGAAUGUAAAGGACUCAAACAAGGAGGAUAGGGAGAGAAUGGUAGUCCGAAGGUUUAAGUUUGAAGAGCCACGGAUGGAACAGAUUCAAGAUCUUGAGAGUGACAUGAUGAAGUACUUCAGAGAGGAUCUGAACAGGAGGCUUUUAAGUCCGGAUUUUAAGAAACAAGUUGAUGGGUUGGAAAUGUUACAGAAGGCCCUUCCAUCCAUUGGAAAGGAAAUAAUUGAAGUUCUGGACAUACUUUUGAGGUGGUUUGUUUUGCAGUUAUGUAAAUCUAACACAACAUGCCUGUUGAAGGUGCUGGAAUUCCUCCCUGAACUUUUUGACUUGCUUCGGGAUGAAGCCUACGUUUUGAGUGAAUCAGAAGCAGCUAUAUUUCUUCCAUGCUUGAUCGAAAAGUUGGGGCAUAACAUUGAGAAAGUGCGAGAAAAGAUGCGUGAGCUUACCAAACAAAUCGUGCAUGCAUAUUCAGCAACAAAAUCUUUCCCUUACAUCCUGGAGGGUUUGCGCUCUAAAAACAACCGUACUCGGAUAGAGUGUGCAGAUCUAGUUGGGUUCUUGAUUGAUCAUCAUGGGGCAGAGAUAAGUGGACAGUUAAAAUCCUUGCAAAUUGUUGCAAGCUUGACAGCAGAGCGUGAUGGUGAAACUAGAAAAGCUGCGUUAAAUACACUGGCUACUGGUUACAAGAUUCUUGGUGAGGACAUUUGGAGAUAUCUCGGGAAGCUAACAGAUGCUCAGAAAAGCAUGAUAGAUGAUAGAUUUAAAUGGAAGGUACGAGAGAUGGACAAAAGGAAGGAAGGUCGCCCUGGUGAUGCUAGAGCUGCUUUAAGGCGUUCUGUUAGGGAAAAUGGGUCUGAUAUAGCAGAGCAGAGUGGGGAAGUUUUACAAUCAGUCUCUGGUCCUAUAUUAGCCAGGAAAAACUAUGGUUCUCAGGAGGUUCAUAUGGAGAGACAUGUGAUGCCCCGUGCACUCGCUGGUGCCAAUGGCCCCACGGACUGGAAUGAAGCUCUGGACACCAUUUCUUUUGGUUCCCCAGAGCAGGUUGUGUGGCCAAGAAGUAUUUUCUACUUGCAGUCAGUUGAAGGUAUGAAAGUUGUUUGUCAUGAGUUGGCACAGGCUACAAGCGAUGCAGAAGGUAGUGCGAUGGAUGAACUUGUGAAAGAUGCAGAUAGACUUGUUUCAUGCUUGGCAAACAAGGUAGCAAGGACUUUUGACUUCAGUUUGACUGGAGCAUCAUCACGGUCUUGUAAAUAUGUCCUUAACACACUCAUGCAGACAUUUCAAAAUAAAAUAAUUGCUCAUGCUGUCAAAGAGAGCACUCUUGACAGUCUGAUAACGGAGCUUUUACUUUGGCUUUUGGAUGAAAGGGUCCCACAUAUGGAUGAUGGCAGCCAGCUCCUAAAAGCAUUGAAUGUGCUGAUGCUUAAGAUUCUGGAUAAUGCAGAUCGAACUUCAUCCUUUGUGGUACUGAUUAAUCUGUUGCGACCACUGGAUCCCACAAGGUGGCCUUCACCUGCAUCAACUGAGACCUUCGCUAUCAGGAAUCAGAAAUUCUCUGACCUUGUUGUAAAAUGCCUCAUCAAACUCACAAAGGUUCUUCAAAGCACUAUAUACGAUGUUGAUCUUGACCGUAUCCUUCAGAGUAUCCAUGUUUACCUACAAGAAUUGGGGAUGGAAGAAAUCAGGAGAAGAGCUGGAGCAGAUGACAAGCCUUUGCGUAUGGUGAAAACUGUUCUCCAUGAACUUGUUAAGCUCCGUGGAGCUGCAAUAAAGGGUCACCUGUCUAUGGUUCCUAUUGACAUGAAACCUCAGCCAAUUAUUCUUGCCUACAUUGAUCUUAAUCUUGAGACGUUAGCUGCAGCAAGAAUGUUGACCUCAACAGCCCCUGGGGGCCAAAAUCAUUGGGGUGAUUCUGCAGCCAACAAUUCAUCACCUGCCACACAUUCUGCUGAGGCUCAGUUGAAGAACUUGCUGCCAUAUUCAAGAAAAUUGGUGACAAGCAAACCUGCACCAUUGGUCUAUAUGAGCUCUAUCGCAUCACUCAAUUAUAUCCUAAGGCAAGUUGUUGAUGUUCUGGUGUCUAUUGGUAGAGUGAUGGUUGAUAUAUUUGCUCAACUCCAAAAUGCUAGUGAGGCAUUUCGCACUUACAUCAGAGAUGGUCUAGCUCAGUUUACCAAUGUCGACCCCCCACCAUCAGCUCUAAAUGUUUCUUCCCCUGAUUUGCAACCUCUUUCCCCUGUGCAUACAAACUCCUUAAAUGAUGCAAAACCGUUGCAUGUUAAACCUGAAACAACAAAUUUUCAUCUACCUCCCUCGUAUACUGAAGACCAAAGAAACGAGAAGCUUAUCAGUGGAGUAACCAGUGGGACAUUAGAUGCAAUUAGGGAAAGGAUGAAGAGUAUGCAGUUAGCUUCUGCUGCUGGGAAUCCUGAUUCAGGAAGUAGGCCAUUGAUGUCUAUGAAUGAGAAUAUAAAUAAUGGACUUUCUGGUCAGAAUCCUCGUGCACCAGACUCUUCAGGUAUGGAGAAUCCUGUACAUGGUGGGGUUCUUCCUAUGGAUGAGAAGGCAUUGUCUGGGCUUCAAGCACGGAUGGAGAGACUUAAAAGUGGAUCUCUUGAAUCUCUGUAG
Dovyalis caffra is the source of this 6177-nucleotide messenger RNA. Lineage: Eukaryota; Viridiplantae; Streptophyta; Magnoliopsida; Malpighiales; Salicaceae. The record is from the annotation of a GenBank genome assembly.